This is a messenger RNA of Fulvia fulva, 324 nucleotides long. RefSeq lists its product as uncharacterized. The transcript has a single exon. Bases 1 to 324 code for a protein of 107 amino acids. Lineage: Eukaryota; Fungi; Ascomycota; Dothideomycetes; Mycosphaerellales; Mycosphaerellaceae. The record is from RefSeq and is a predicted model, not a curated record.
AUGCUUCGGUGGCUUCGCAAUUUCCAAGUCGUAGCCCAAGCCAAAGGACUCUGGAGCUACUUCUCAGGAGGGGCCGAAAUCGCAGAAAAGCUAGACCCUAUUAACUACGGCUUCGGAACACCGACAUCUACAGCUGCACCUAACAAUGUCGGAGGCUCCAAAGCCGCAGAAGAAUCCGAAGUCGUCAAGAAGAUCAAAAAGGAAAGAACCUCUAAGACUCGUUCCUCAGUACUUCCCGAUAAUAUACUCAACGGAAGCACCCAGGCCGAAGGCAGCAGGGACGCCGCCAAACCAGACAACGCCAGCUUCCGUCUCGCUAUGUAG